AAAAAAAAAGUUGAAAGGGUUAUAUAAAAACCUAAAAGAGGAACAAUUCCAAGCACUUAAGAUUUGUUGUAUUGUUAUUUUGCCUUUUCGCUAUCGUCUUUGCCUAUCAACUCCACGGCGCAGAUCCGAGGAGUCUCUAUUUCUCAAUCCAAACAACCGCUCUAAACACUCUCUUCUUUUAUUGCUCCUACUCUUCCAGUCAUGGCAGGUUUGGCACCAGAAGGAUCCCAAUUUGAUGCUCGUCAAUAUGACCAGAAAAUGACUGAGCUGCUCCAGACCGAUGGAGAUGACUUUUUCACAAGUUAUGAUGAAGUUUAUGACAGUUUUGAUGCAAUGGGACUUCAAGAGAACCUUCUGAGGGGUAUCUAUGCAUAUGGUUUUGAGAAGCCUUCUGCUAUUCAGCAAAGAGGAAUUGUACCAUUUUGCAAGGGUCUUGAUGUGAUUCAACAGGCACAAUCCGGAACUGGGAAAACAGCGACUUUCUGCUCUGGAAUUCUACAGCAACUUGACUAUGCUGUAGUCCAAUGCCAGGCUCUGGUUUUGGCACCCACGAGGGAGUUGGCACAACAGAUUGAGAAGGUCAUGCGAGCACUUGGUGAUUACCUUGGUGUUAAGGUCCAUGCUUGUGUUGGUGGGACAAGUGUUCGUGAGGAUCAGCGCAUUCUUCAAAGUGGUGUUCAUGUUGUUGUUGGUACUCCUGGUCGUGUCUUUGACAUGUUGAGAAGGCAGUCACUUCGUCCAGAUUAUAUCAAGAUGUUUGUCUUGGAUGAGGCUGAUGAGAUGCUUUCCCGUGGUUUUAAGGAUCAGAUCUAUGAUAUCUUCCAGCUGCUUCCAGCCAAGAUUCAGGUUGGAGUGUUUUCUGCCACAAUGCCGCCGGAGGCCCUCGAGAUUACUAGGAAAUUUAUGAAUAAGCCUGUGAGAAUUUUGGUAAAGCGUGAUGAGCUAACCCUGGAGGGUAUCAAGCAGUUUUAUGUGAAUGUUGAAAAGGAAGAGUGGAAGCUUGAAACUCUGUGUGAUCUUUACGAGACCCUAGCCAUUACCCAGAGUGUCAUUUUUGUGAAUACCAGGCGUAAGGUCGACUGGUUAACUGACAAGAUGCGAAGCCGUGACCACACAGUGUCUGCCACCCAUGGAGACAUGGACCAGAACACUCGCGACGUUAUCAUGCGUGAAUUCCGCUCUGGUUCAUCUCGGGUUCUCAUCACCACUGAUCUCCUUGCUCGAGGUAUUGACGUGCAGCAAGUCUCUCUAGUCAUAAACUAUGAUCUGCCUACUCAACCAGAAAACUACCUCCACCGUAUCGGUCGAAGUGGAAGGUUUGGGAGAAAAGGUGUGGCCAUCAACUUUGUGACUACAGAUGAUGAGAGGAUGCUUUUUGACAUCCAAAAGUUCUAUAAUGUGGUCAUUGAGGAGCUGCCAUCAAACGUUGCUGAUCUCCUUUGAUGAGAUUAGACACCCUUUUUGAAGAUUGUUGAGGCAAGGUGUUUUGUUGUUUUGGCAAGUUUCUUAUUUUUCUCCCUAUCUAGCGUCUUAAGUUAAAUGUUCUUAAACAUAUCUGACCAUUGAAUCCAGUUUUGCCCACUCCUUUGUGGUGGGUUUAAUAUGUUAUUUCAAGUUUUUAUGCAGCAGUAGGGUUUUUGAGUUGUAUGUCAUCAUUUACUAGUUAUAAUAUAAAAUCAUGGAAGGCAUUUCAUACA
Gossypium raimondii (Peruvian cotton) is the source of this 1697-nucleotide messenger RNA. Its product is annotated as eukaryotic initiation factor 4A-14. Gene Ontology annotation, biological process: cytoplasmic translational initiation. Gene Ontology annotation, molecular function: RNA helicase activity; translation initiation factor activity; ATP binding. Bases 202 to 1443 code for a protein of 413 amino acids. NCBI's taxonomy places the organism in Eukaryota, Viridiplantae, Streptophyta, Magnoliopsida, Malvales, Malvaceae. The transcript is spliced from 5 exons. Gene Ontology annotation, cellular component: cytoplasmic stress granule. The record is from RefSeq and is a predicted model, not a curated record.